AUGCCUGAUGAAAAACUAGGCAUGCCUUCGCUGUCGAGAUAUCUGCGACCCGAUAAGUUUGACAUCGAGCCUGAUGUCGCGGACGCGGAUGAAAAAUGGGUACACUGGAAAUCGACAUUUGAAAGCUUCUUAGCAGAAGAGAUUACCGACGAUGUACCAGACUCCUUUAAGCGUAAGCUGCUAGUUAAUCACUUAUCGGCAUCGAUUUACAAGCAUAUCAAAACAUGCUCCACUUAUAAAGAUUCGAUGAAAGUUCUAGAAGAUAUCUAUGUCAAACCGAAAAAUACUAUUCUAGCUCGACACAUUCUCUUCAAUCGCAAGCAACGAGCCGACGAAACGAUCUCUGACUAUAUUAGAGCUCUCCGACUUUCCGCGAAAGAUUGUAAAUUCGAAGACGUCAUAGCUCAAGAGCAUGAAGACCAAGCAAUUCGUAGUGCUCUCAUAUCCGGCUUACUAUCACGAAGGAUUCGCGAACGGUUACUAGAAAACUCAAAACUCACUCUCUCAGAAGCACUUAAUCAAGCCGUAGCACUGGAAACGGCAGAGAAGGAUGCAGUUGCUAUUGGUAUCAGUUCUUCGCAACUUACCGCCAUAUCGCAAGGUACUUCACGGGACAAGGAAUCCGAAAACCUAGCGGCAGCUCCAUCGUCACGAACUUUUCAAGCCGCCCCGACCACGCCACCUCCGGCUAAACCCUGCUUCUUUUGCGGCGGGAGUCUUCAUCCAAGGUUCAGAUGUCCAGCCAACAAAGCCACCUGCAAAAAGUGCUCAAAGAAAGGACACUUUGCAAGCGUCUGUAGAUCGGGCAAUAUUAACUUGAACUCCACGACAGUUGAAGAUCCUACGACCUCUAACAACAACCAGGUCUACAGUGGAGCUAUUUCUGCUGCCUCUCCUUUGAGCCUUAGGAGUGCGACAAUUCCAAUCAUGGUCAACGAAUACAAGGCUGAUGCACUCGUCGAUACAGGAAGUUCAGUCAGCUUUAUUAACGCUAGUGUUGCUCGCAUAAUGAAACUACGCAAAAAACCCUGCAAG
Molecule: messenger RNA, 1035 nt
Organism: Brenthis ino (lesser marbled fritillary)
Lineage: Eukaryota; Metazoa; Arthropoda; Insecta; Lepidoptera; Nymphalidae
Source: the annotation of a GenBank genome assembly